Molecule: messenger RNA, 640 nt
Organism: Sapajus apella (tufted capuchin)
Lineage: Eukaryota; Metazoa; Chordata; Mammalia; Primates; Cebidae
Product: cytochrome b-c1 complex subunit 1, mitochondrial-like
Exons: 2
Coding region: 344-625 (93 amino acids)
Source: RefSeq, a predicted model, not a curated record
GUGGCUGCGGCCCCGACCCGCCAGACCUCGGGAGUACGCAGCGCGGCUGGUGAGAAACACAGCGCAAUCUGACUUCCACCCGCGGAAGGGGGAGAUGGACUGCACAGCGGGCGGACCUGCGUGGACUAAUGGACAGCAGGUGGAUUGAUGUGCGCAGGGACCGGCAGCAACGCGUACAAAACCAGCCAGCCAGCCAGCCAGAGCCAGGCCAGCACAGUAGACACAGCCCGCUCCCGCCAGGAGGCGGCCGAGCGCCAACUCUACGGUAUUGCGCCUGCGCGUAGAACGCCAACGCGCCCACUCUACGCUUGCGCGGCAGCUUUGGGCCGACUGGAGCUGGAAAAUGGCGGCGUCCGUAGUCUGCCGGGUCGCCGGCACCGGGGCACAAGUACUGCUGCGCACUAGCCGCUGGCCGGUCCCGCUGCGGACGCCAGCCUUGCGAAGUACGGCAACCUUCGCUCAGGCGCUCCAGUUUGUGCCGGAGACGCAGGUUAGCAAACUGGACAACGGCCUGCGUGUGGCCUCGGAGCAGUCCUCCCAGCCCACUUGCACGGUGAGUUGGGGACGCCAUUGGGGAGAGGGCCUCCAGAUUGGGCCUGCCGUCUUUUCCCAGGUUGGGGUGUGACCUUGGGUUCGAGUC